AUGGGACUCGUUCUUAUCUUCACAUUGUGUGCCUAUUUACACCGAUCUUUCAGUCAGUCAGUGGUACAGACGCCGCCAGCAGUAACCACAAAAGAGUGUCAGUCUCUCAACAUCGACUGUGUUUUCUAUGGUGGUUUCUACCGUCGUCCUUUAACUGAAGGGACUUUCUUCAAACAACGCCAGGCUGGAUCAGAGCGGGAGCGGGUCUCGGCAGGGGGGAGGUUUAAUGUGAGGAUAAAUAAAGAAGAAAAGACAUUUUCGCUGGAAAUUCAGGAUGUGAAAGUUGAAGACACCGCCACCUAUUAUUGCAAAGCAGAGUACCUUUACGAUAGCGCCACUGCAGAUGGGUCCGGGACAGAAGUGACUGUUACAGCUGAUUCCCCAUCCCUUGUGUCCCGCAGCCCAGCUGUACAAAGCUCUGUUACCGGAGACACUGUUACUUUCAGCUGUGAAUAUUCAGGAUUCUGUCGUUACACAGUUUCCUGGUACACGCAGUCCCCAGGAGGGGGUCUGAAAUAUUUGCUUCAGAGCGACACAUCAGGAGGUCAGAAUGAAGAAAUUGCAGCGGGAGGCAGAAUUUCUGCUGCUGUUGACUCCUCGACAAAAAUCAGUCGAUUAAAAAUCUCCACAAUACAACUGAGUGACUCUGCUGUGUAUUACUGUGCACUGGGUCGGCACACAGCACACACAGUGAUCGAGAACACGGUCAGAGCAGUACAAAAACAGAAUGGGAAUUGUACACAAAAUGAUACAGAGCAUGGAGACAGCUGUAAAAUCACAUGA
Messenger RNA from Stegostoma tigrinum, 783 nucleotides. RefSeq lists its product as uncharacterized. The transcript has 4 exons. The record is from RefSeq and is a predicted model, not a curated record. The coding region runs from base 1 to 783 and encodes 260 amino acids. NCBI's taxonomy places the organism in Eukaryota, Metazoa, Chordata, Chondrichthyes, Orectolobiformes, Stegostomatidae.